Messenger RNA from Diversispora eburnea, 649 nucleotides. The record is from the annotation of a GenBank genome assembly. Lineage: Eukaryota; Fungi; Glomeromycota; Glomeromycetes; Diversisporales; Diversisporaceae.
AUUAGUAAAAAUUAUAUUGGGAGCAGAAAAGAUUGAUAAAUCAAAGUUUGGAAUGAAAGUCGUCCACGUAUAUCCAAUUCAAUCUCAACAACUUGUAAAUAGGGAAUUCCCUUUUAAAGAAUAUCUUUUUAAGGCCCCUGAACCUGGUAAACGAUUUAGUUAUAUUGUAGUAGAACCUGAAGUAAUUUAUGAUAAAUAUAGAAUCAAAAUAUCACAGAAAAAAGGGGAUUAUAUGGAAUAUGUGAAUGUAUCAUCACCCGAAUCUCUGACAAAAGCCUUGAAUUGUAAAAAGAAAUCAAAGAAGAAGAAAUCAAAAGAUAUUAAGGGUUUAGAUGAGGAUGAAAUAGCAAAUGUAAAAGAUGAAGAGUCGCAGAAGUAUAUUAAAGAUUUACGUGAUGAUCUGAAAAAAGAUGAAGUCAUUAUCUCCCAUUUAUGGAAAGAUGCCACCACUCAUGCUGAAAAAAUAUGUUCUGGUAUUAGUGAAGCUAGCAUGACUAGGCCUUCAGGAAUCUCUACGAGAUAUAAUGAUUACCUUAAUGCAUUAGAUAGGAUUGUGAAUUCUACUCGUUUGAAAUUAUCAGAUUUACUUUUAAAAUUGUCUAAGCUUAAUGUAGAUUAUAGAAAUGCAAUAUACGAAUUAAUUGUGCAG